GCCACAGCCUCCAGUGACAUGAAAUCGUGUCAUGUCGUGUCCCUUUGAAGACGCAGACAGUUCAGGAAAAACCAGUUUGGAGACAUUCUGUCACCCUCCCUCCUCCUUGUUUUUCUGUCCUCCUGCCUGACAGUGUCUUCAGAUGGUUUAAUUGAUUGUACUUCUGCCUGUGACUUCUACCAAGCUGGUCAUGGACUACUCUAAGUCUUUCUCAGCCCUCAACGAGAUGCUGAGACCUCGAAUCACCAGCAGUGAUCAACUCUACUCCUCUCUGAACAGACUGGAGGACAGGCAGUGGGGCUCGCUCAGGAGUCAAUCUCCAUCUUACCGACCGACGGUUAUGUCAACAGAACUAAAACCAAAGGUCUCUAUGACCACAACAGAACCAGAAGAUCCAAGGGAACUUGACGACAAUGCAGAGCAGGAGGAUUUGGUCUCUGAUGGCAUAGACGAAGGAAACUGUGUUGAUUUGCUGCCUUUUAACAACUCAUCCCUCAUCCCUGAAUUAAAUUUGAAAGAUGUGGGUGAAGAGGAGCUGGCUGACAAAGACGGCAGCACCUCACCGUCUGAGGAGAAAGACAUUCCUGGUGAGCUGAACUCAGCGGAGGCAGGUGAUUCCUCAGAGUCGGCAGCCGAUGAAGGUGGGAGCUCCUUCCAGAGGAGCUACACAGACAGGACUUUACCAGACCUGGUCAGGAGCGGCAGGCCGCUCUGCAGACGCCGGACACUGGGACACGUCUCAGAGACGCUCAAGGAAGUGCGCAGAGAGGUGGAGCUGUCUCGGAGACGAAGUAUCAGGCUUAAGGCCCAGGUGGACAAAUUGCAGGAGAGCAGAGAAGGACAGGGAUGGAGCCAAGACAGAGAGAGGACCACAGAGGAGGUCCUGUCCGUUCUGCGGCUACUGCACCCGCUGACAGACCCAGAGUCCUCCCCACCUGAACCCUCUCAUGGGGAAAACCGCCUGGACGCUGCCCUGGCCCAGCUGCAGAAUGCGGCCCGGACACUGGCAUUCAGCCAGACCAAACAGGUGAAAUCUGAAAAAAGAGCAGAGGACAGCUUUAUUCUUCAGCAGGCACUCCGAGACAGAGAUGAAGCCAUAGAGAAGAAGAAAGCGAUGGAGUCCGAGCUGCUGCGGAGUAAAACCGAGAUGAUGAUGCUGAACAACCAGCUGCUUGAGGCCGUACAGAAACGACUGGAGCUGUCGCUGGAGCUCGAGGCCUGCAAGGAGGACAUUCAGCUGAUCCUCCACCAACAGCUGCAGAUCCAGCAGCAGGCAGAGCAGGCCCAGAGGAAGCCCUCCCGAGGCAUGGGCCUCCUGAGGAGAAACAAACCACUCGUCCAGCGGCAGUCCAACACCCUUUUUUGUACAUCCAUCUCUCACACAACCAACUCAAACCAAAUCUUUAUACCCAAAUCGGCUGGUUCUGCCUCGACUCCAAGCCCGCCUCCUUCUGCCGGCACCCAACGCAACUGGAGGGACAAGCUGAGGAUGGGCAAGAGAGACCAGGAUGCUGCAGGACAGGAUUCAGAGUUUGACAGGGCCAACGAUGGCUUCCAAGUCGUAUCACUCGAUUGAAACAGUGAUGCAUUUGCACUUCGAGUACAUUCAUUCUGAUGCCAAACUCUCAUGUUUAACUAUUUAAAGUCCCCCCCACUCAAAUGUGUUUUCUUGUCACUUGGUUGUUUGAUCUUCACUGUGCAGAAUGAUGUAACUUACAGCUCCAAUGCACACACAGUGCUUAGGAAACAGAUUUUUCUUUGAAUUAGGAGACAUUUUGUGUCCAGCAUUUAGCAAGAUUUACAUAAUCAUAGAUUCUGGACUUUGUAACGAGGUAAUUGAACUUUGUUGUAGAAGAAAAAUGUUCCAAGCAGAGUAUUUUGUAUCUGUCUAAAAACAUCUUUGAUAUAUUCUUGGGAAAACGUGCUUUGUAUCUCCGACUAGUGUCACUUUACAUAUGAAACAACUGAUUAUGAAUAAGCCAUAUACAUUUUUUAACACUGUAACACUUGAAUAACUUACACUUAAUUUCCUGAAUAUUAUUGUCAUGUUGUAAAUAAAUUAAAUUCUCCUCCAAAA
Messenger RNA from Micropterus salmoides (largemouth bass), 2077 nucleotides. RefSeq names its product bicaudal-D-related protein 2-like (gene bicdl2l). NCBI's taxonomy places the organism in Eukaryota, Metazoa, Chordata, Actinopteri, Centrarchiformes, Centrarchidae. Bases 191 to 1576 code for a protein of 461 amino acids. Gene Ontology annotation, biological process: Golgi to secretory granule transport; vesicle transport along microtubule. The record is from RefSeq and is a predicted model, not a curated record. The transcript is spliced from 6 exons.